This is a messenger RNA of Aspergillus pseudoviridinutans, 714 nucleotides long. Its product is annotated as HAD family hydrolase. Gene Ontology annotation, molecular function: phosphoglycolate phosphatase activity. NCBI's taxonomy places the organism in Eukaryota, Fungi, Ascomycota, Eurotiomycetes, Eurotiales, Aspergillaceae. The transcript has a single exon. Bases 1 to 714 code for a protein of 237 amino acids. The record is from RefSeq and is a predicted model, not a curated record. Gene Ontology annotation, biological process: dephosphorylation; DNA repair.
AUGACUAUUGAGCAUAUAUUGACCAACCUCGUCAUCCUCGACUUCGACGGCACAAUCUUCGACACCCGCGAAGCAAUCCAACAUGCCGCAGCGCUAACCUUCACCACUCUCCUCCCCGACCACGAAAUUCCCUAUGCCAAAGCCCGCCGGCUAAUGGCCAUCGGCGCCGGCCUCCCAGAGACCUUCCGCGCGCUCCAACCGGACCCGUCAACCUUCGACGAGGAAAAAUGGGUCGCGACCUACCGCUCCCUCUACGCGAUGCACGAGGAGAAAUUCACCAAACCGUUCCCGGGUCUGCGUGAGCUACUGGCGGGGCUUCACUCGCGAGGAAUCCCCAUCGCGAUCGUGAGCAAUAAGGCCGUUCCCCCGAUUAAGACGGCGCUGGAGCGAACAGGGCUAUCGGAAUUCGUCGAUGAGAUGCUGAUCAUCGGUGAUGGGACGCCCGGGUCGAAGAGGAAGCCGGACGCGGCGAGUUUCACGGAGGCGCUAGUGCCGCGGUUGAAGGCGGUAUAUGGGGAGAGGUUUGAGCUGGAUCCGGGCAGGGUGCUGAUGGUUGGGGAUACGAUUACGGACCUCAAGUAUGCGCGCAAUAUCGGGGCGAGGGGAUGUUGGUGCCGGUUUGGGCAGGGCGAUAAGGAGGAAUGUGAAUCGUUCGGGCCGGAUUAUGCGGUGGAUUCGUUGGCGGAGGUUCUUGAGAUCGCGGUCAAGGAGUAG